ACAUUCUUUAUCAUCUUUUCUUUCACAGAAAUGGCCACUUUUUCUCUUUCUGCUAAUCACACUCCUCCUUCUCUACUCAAUGCUCAAUCCCCUAAAGCCAAUCUCCCUCAAACCCUCAAUUUCAUCCCCAAAUUUUCACAAUCCCAGUUUUAUGGUCUCAAGCUUCUCCAUGCCUCUUCCCUUUCAAAGCCCUCAGUUUCUUCCUCUUCAACAAAAAGCUCCAUUUUUGCUAAGGUAAGUAAGGGUUCAGUGCCACCAUCAUUUACAUUGAAAGAUCAAGCUGGAAGAAAUGUGACCCUCUCCAAGUUCAAAGGAAAGCCUAUUGUGGUUUAUUUCUACCCUGCUGAUGACACUCCUGGUUGUACCAAACAGGCCUGUUCAUUCAGGGAUUCAUAUGAGAAAUUCAAGAAAGCCGGAGCUGAAGUUGUUGGGAUUAGCGGUGAUAAUCCAUCCUCCCAUAAGGUCUUUGCAGAAAAAUACAAACUUCCAUUCACAUUGCUAAGUGAUGAAGGGAACACUGUAAGAAAAGAGUGGGGAGUCCCUGCAGACCUCUUCGGUGCAUUGCCUGGGCGACAGACUUAUGUUCUUGACAAGAAAGGAGUGGUCCAACUCAUCUAUAACAAUCAAUUCCAGCCCGAGAAACAUAUUGACGAGACAUUGAAGCUACUCCAAAGUCUUUAACUGCUGAUCAAGGUUUUCAGGUUAUAUAUUUCAUGUUCUCGUCUGCAUAAUCUUGGCUGUUGUAAGGGCUAAAGGCUUCAGAGAACCAGCUCAUCUUCCUCCACGGUUCCCAUCCCAUUUCUUCACAGAUUUCGUCGCUGUGGUUGAUGCUGAAGGUAGAAAUGCAGCUCCUCUUGUAAAACCUGGUGCUCCUCUUCAUGAUUUCCAUUUCGUCUGUUGUCUGUUUGAGCAUCUUCUCCACGCUAGGGAGCUUGAAUUGUUCGUCGACUAGUCUAGACAUCCAUUUGCACCGAAGCUCAGCUGUGUGCAGGUUAGACACGCUCUCGAUGUAGCCGACGAAAGCCAUGUUAGGAAUCAGUGGAUUGAUUGUGCCCCUGCAUAUACAUACAGAACAUACUAAGCUGCAUCCUUAAAUGUCUAAUGUUGUCAU
Ipomoea triloba (trilobed morning glory) is the source of this 1111-nucleotide messenger RNA. RefSeq names its product peroxiredoxin Q, chloroplastic-like. The transcript has 5 exons. The coding region runs from base 31 to 681 and encodes 216 amino acids. Gene Ontology annotation, molecular function: thioredoxin peroxidase activity. Gene Ontology annotation, biological process: cell redox homeostasis; cellular response to oxidative stress. Gene Ontology annotation, cellular component: cytoplasm; chloroplast thylakoid membrane. The record is from RefSeq and is a predicted model, not a curated record. Lineage: Eukaryota; Viridiplantae; Streptophyta; Magnoliopsida; Solanales; Convolvulaceae.